CAGAGUGAGACCUCUUCGCUCUAAAACAUCCCAGUGACCAAAAACAACACCAUCGUGCUGCGGAAGAACUGCCGAUUUAACGCUAAUUUAUCGCAAAUUUAACAGAUAACGAACAUAUUUUAGACCUCAGAGAUCUGUGUCAUCGUGUCCUGUGACACCAAGCAGCGAUGGCGGAUCAGAAUCUGAAGGCGAAGUUGAAGCAGCGUCUGAAGCAGGAAAAGAUCCAACUGUGGAUUCCUCCGUACACCGAGGACGACAACCAGCCGGGAACCAAACACAUGCAGGACCUGGCAGAGCAGAUCGCCCCCCCGCUGUGUUUGGGGGUGCAGGAGGUGGGUUCUGCUCUGGAGGGGAUCCGGCUGCAGGCGGUGAACCGGUGGAGAGGAAACCAGACGUUCAGAGAGACGAGCGUCGCCUCCGUGGAGCUGCUGCUGCCCAGAGACUCCAAGAAGGAUCCAAAGACAAAGAACUACCUGGAGACGAGGCUGGACGUGUUGGUACAGGAAGUGGUGGACAGGAUUGGAGAAGAGUACGGCUUGAAGUUUAUCAAACUGAUCCUCAACGGGAAGACUCUGUCUGCAGACCAGCGGCUGGACAUGCAGGGUGUGAGGAACCACAGCAAGGUGAUGGUGCUGAAGGUGAGCGACGCCGAGUGGAAGCAGCAGCAGAGCGAGGAGGAGGAGAAGAACCAGAGCCAGAGCGAGAGCCUGCAGAGGACCGAGAAGGGCUUCCAGAUCCUGUCCGAGAGAGGUGCACACACUCAAACUCACACUCACACACACUCACACUCACAGACAUGUAAACGUGUGUGUGUGUUUGUGUCAGACGGCAGUGAGGACACACUGUCUCCGUUCCUGGAGAUUGCCGACCAGAGAGGAAACCCUCUGAACAUCCCUCACCAGGAGAAAAAGGUACACACACUUCACACACACACUAUGAUGUUUAUAAUCAAAUACAAUGAUGGACUGUGUGUGUGUGUGCGUGCGUGUGUGUGUCAGGCUCUGAUCCUGGCGAUGGGUUUCCAUGAGAAGGGGCGCGCUCUGAUGAAGAAGAAGCAGUUUGAUAACGCUCUGUGCCAUCUGCUGCAGGCCGACCAGCAGUUCAGUAGGUGUGGCUCGGAGCUGCUCUCCUCGGUGGAUAACUUCGCCGUGCUGCAGCUGGACAUCGUGUGGUGCUACCGGGCCCUGGAGGCGCUGUCCUGCCUGGAGGACGGGAAGCUGCGCCUGCAGAGGGCCGAGGACUGCUUCCUGCGGUGCUAUGGGGAGCAGCAGCAGAGGCUGCGCAUGAUCAAGGGGAACUCUGGCAGAGAGGAGGUGCUGUUCCUCCGGCUCUACCUCCUGCAGAGUCUCCUCUCCUAUCUGGAAGGAAACGACGCUCAGGCUCGACAGCAGCUCUCCAAGGUGGAGGUUCUGUCCGGCCGUCUCUCUCUGGACUCGGAGAAGAUGUCUCAGCUUGUCUCUCUGGGCUUCACUGACCGGGAAGCUCGACUCGGACUGAGAGCGACGCAGGGAGACCUGCAGGAGGCCGUCACACACAUCACCAACCAGAGACAGGAGCGAGAGGAUCUGCAGCAGCGGGAGCGUCAGAAGAGGCGCCGGAGGUCGGAGGGCGUCUCCACGCUGACGGAGCUCGGCUUCUCCCGCAGAGACGCCUCCCGGGCACUGCAGCUGACUGACGGAGACGUGGACGCUGCGUACCAGAUCCUGCUGGACUCCAAGGCUGCAGAGAACAACAACAACAACACAGAGGGGGGACUGAGUCCAGAGGGGGUGGACCAGCUGCUGUACAUGGGCUUUGAGAGGAGCGCCUCUGAGACGGCUCUCGCCAUGACGGGGGGGGACGUCCAGGCGGCGACUCAGCUGCUGCUCGACAACCAGGGCGUACUCCCCCCCGAAGUGCUGUCUCCCCCCUCCACCUCAUCCUCCCCCUCUGAGGAGGAGGAGCCCAGCAACUCCUCCAGCUCCACAGCGGACAGCGAGCUGGUGAGCGAGGUCUUGCAGGAUCUGUCCCGGCACGAGGAGGACUACCUGGACCUGACGCUGGAGGAGGAGAACGAGCUGAUCCAGACCAUGAAGAGAUACCUGAGCUGCACACACACCGUCUGACAGAAACACACACACACACACACACACACACACACACACACACACACACACACACACACACACUUGAAGCAAUAACUGUUGUUUGAGUGCCAAAGCUGCAGAAGUAGUGAGAUGUAUUCUUUAUAAAAUCACACUUUAGUUUAUUUUCAGCACUAAUUCUGCAAAGUUAAAGCCAUAUUUUUUAGUUUGAAACUGAAACGUUCACACUAUAUUUAUAAUUAUUCGGCACUUUUUCUCGUGAUUAUAUUUUUUUAUGACUAAAGCUGCUUGAAGUGAUUUUUGUUGUGUUCAGGAAAAUGUUUGUUGUUGUUUUGACGACAAUAAGUGAGUUUUAUGUUCUUGACGUUGCAGCGUUUUGUGAAAAUUAAAUAUUGUUGUAUUUAAUAAUUCCAUGUUUAUGUUGAAGGGAAAAAAUAAAGAAAAAUAAGGUUU
Molecule: messenger RNA, 2537 nt
Organism: Eleginops maclovinus (Patagonian blennie)
Lineage: Eukaryota; Metazoa; Chordata; Actinopteri; Perciformes; Eleginopidae
Gene: nub1
Product: negative regulator of ubiquitin-like proteins 1
Exons: 13
Coding region: 168-2105 (645 amino acids)
Biological process (GO): regulation of ubiquitin-dependent protein catabolic process
Molecular function (GO): protein binding
Source: RefSeq, a predicted model, not a curated record